Messenger RNA from Ostrea edulis (European flat oyster), 14164 nucleotides. RefSeq lists its product as uncharacterized. Lineage: Eukaryota; Metazoa; Mollusca; Bivalvia; Ostreida; Ostreidae. Bases 183 to 12575 code for a protein of 4130 amino acids. The record is from RefSeq and is a predicted model, not a curated record. Gene Ontology annotation, molecular function: ATP binding; microtubule motor activity; microtubule binding. The transcript has 31 exons. Gene Ontology annotation, biological process: microtubule-based movement.
CAUGUUUGACCUGAACGACUCUGAGUUGUAGACUCAUUCAAACAUUCAGCUAACCCCGAUCACUCAGCCGUGAUAAGUUGUGGGAAUGACUGAGAGGUUGGCGGUGUAGUGCAGUGUAAGUCAGUGAAAAUGACAUUUUACAUGGAUUUUUUUUUACCGGGAAUUGUAGAGAAUGAUUAAAUAUGAGCAAUGUAAAAGUAGCUGUCCGUGUUCGCCCACUUAGUCAACGAGAAAAGGAUGGCAAUAGCAAAUCAAUUGUGGAGGUUCACGGGGACAGUCUCAGUAUCCUCAAUGCGAAGGUGGAUCAAUCCACAGAAUACGGUGACAGUAGAGAAAGAAUCAAACAUUUCACAUUCGACUACUGCUAUGAUUCGAGCGGAGCACCUCAAACCCCUGGAUACGCCUCACAGCAACUGGUGUUUCAAGACCUGGGGACAGAGGUUCUGCAGGCUGCUUUUGAGGGUUACAAUGCCUGCCUGUUUGCUUAUGGUCAGACAUCAACCGGAAAAACAUACACAAUGAUGGGGCCUCAGGAGGACUUCGGAAUUAUUCCAAGAAUAUGUGAGGGGUUGUUUAGCCAUGUAGAUGAUUGUCUGAGUGAAAAUGUCACCUUCAGAGUCGAUAUCAGUUAUCUUGAGAUAUAUAAUGAGAGAGUGAAGGAUUUGCUGAGGCCUUCAUUGUCAAAAUCCAAGGAGAAAUUCACACUCAAAGUCCGAGAACACCCUAAAGAGGGACCCUAUGUUCAAGAUUUAUCCUCCCAUUAUGUCAAGGACAAUAUGGAAAUCCAGGAACUUUUGGACAGAGGCAAUGAAAGCAGGACCACUGCCUCGACCUACAUGCAUGACCGUAGUAGUAGGAGUCAUGCUAUAGUGACCAUUAGCUUCACUCAGGCUAGAUUAGAAGAUGAUUUACCCCAUGAAAUAGUUAGCAAAAUUCACCUCGUUGACUUGGCCGGCAGUGAAAGAGCUGACCCAAAUUUUAGUGAACAUUAUAAAGGCAGAUUAAAGGAAGGUGCAAAUAUCAAUCGAUCUUUAGUCACCUUAGGCAACGUCAUUAAGGCCUUGGCUGAACGCUCUCUCCUAUCAUGGAGUGCUGACAAUCUGGGUUCUACCCAGAGCUUUCUGAGUGCUGCUGACACCAGCCCCAAACGUCUGCGUCUUCCUUACAUACCCUACAGAGAUUCUGUGUUAACCUGGCUUCUCAAAGACAGCCUUGGUGGAAAUUCUAAGACAAUCAUGAUUGCCACAAUUACCCCUGCAAACAUAUACUACAGUGAAACAAUUAGCACUCUACGAUACGCUCAGCGAGCCAAAAGCAUCAUUAACAAGCCUAAAAUCAACGAGGAUUGUCCGCCCUUUGUUUUAUAUGAUCCUAAUGUGACCUUGAUCCGAGAGCUGAGACAGGAAAUAUGGAGACUCAGAGAUCUACUCAAGUCUGCUCAAAUGGGUAGUUCCCAGAUGUCUGAUAUAAACUUACUCAUUCAAAUGCAUGACAAGAUGACCGAGAUACAUGAGAAUAACCCACAACAGGUGACUUCUGCAGCUGGAUCAGCCCUUGCGGAAAAGUUACUGGACCAUGAAAAUAUGGCCAAGAAGUUGACCCAGACCUGGCGAGACAAGUGGACAGAAACUCAUGACAUCAUCAAAGAGUCGGAUUUGAGUAUCCGUGGAUUAAAACACUCAAGUUCGAUGGGAGUCAUGAUUGAGUCACAGAUGCCUCACUUGGUGGGAAUGGAUGAUGAUGUGCUCAGUACUGGAGUCACUAUAUAUCACCUCAAGGAGGGUAAGACUUUGGUUGGUAGAGAGGAUGCAGACAGACCACAAGACAUAGUUUUACGGGGACCAGCUGUGAAACAAGAGCAUUGUUUCUUUAAGACGUCCUACAGCACGGUGACAUUACAUCCAAAUCGCGGGGCCCAGUGUGCUGUUAAUGGUAUGGAGUGCAAGGACUCUAUGAUCCUAAAGCAAGGUGACUAUGUGUUGCUGGGAAAAACAAACAUGUUUCGCUUCAAUAACCCUGCUGAGGCUGCCAAGUUACGGGAAAGGCGACAGAGUCUUAACAGUUCCCGGGAUGAACUAUCACAUGAGGGGAGUCUGGAGAGUUUGGAUGUGGAGGAGAGUGACCCCUACUCCUACUACAACAGAAGGCCCUUCCACCCACUGUACGGCCCAAACUAUGCCUCUCCCGAGAUAUGCCUACAGUUAGAACGACAGUACAGGAACGAGUCAGAGAGGAUCAAUCAGGCAAAGAAAGAGCUGGAGCAGCUCAGGGAUGACCACCAGAAGGCGGAGGAGAUGAGACGUGAGAGGGAGGAAGAACUAUGGAAUACUCAUGAGGAGCACCGGGCCGAGAUACAGCAAGAUCUGGAGAAAGUAGCCAGGAUGAAGGAGGAGACUCAAGCUCAGAAAGAUAAAGCUGAGGCUGAGAUUGAGUAUGCUCGUGAGUGUCUGCAGAAGGAGAGAGAGGCAUUUUAUAAGAAACUAGAAGAAGAACUAAAGAAUCUCCAGAAGUCAGGAGGUGUGUCAGAAGUGUUGACCCAGACAGAUCUCGAGACUGCUGGACACAUUAAGGAAGCCAUUAUGAGUAGAAAGCAGUCAGGCUGGGGGAGGGUGAAGGAUCUCCUUCACGGGGAACUGAUGUCGAGGCUUCAACACCAGGAGACUGAGGAACGCCUGAGGAGACAGUCGGAAGACCUGGAGGAGCAGUUUGUAUUGUCACAGCGAGACAUUCAGCUGCAGAUUGGGAAGAUCAAAGAGACAAAGGAGGAGUAUAAAACAGAAGAUGCUGUCCACUAUCAAGAGAUCAGCAACAAGAUGAGAGAGAUUGAGGAUCUAAGCCAACGAGAAGAGCAGUUAGAGCUGUAUAUUGAAGAGAAGCAGGAUUUGUUAAUGGUAGGAGUGCACCAGCCUCAUCCUCUCCGCACAGCCUGCAGUGAGGAAGUCCUCACCGUCCUUCAUCCCACAGACGCAGGCUUCCCCACCAGGACAUCAAGUCUCAUGGCCUUACCCAGAGGAAGUGAGGGAGACCUACCCUCCUGCUCAAAUAGACUCUCCAUGUUGUCAUGUGAUCAAUCAAUGGAACAGUCCAGUAAUUCUCUGUUUGAGGGAAGUGAAGCCAGUUUGGAUGUAUCCUCUAGUGUAGAUGAAGGAAGUGGUGGAGAUAAAAGAAAAACUCACACAAAAAAUGAGAAACUAGUGGACGCAGCAAAAAAUGUCACCAGCAGAUUGUACAAAGCUCCAGAACCAAAGUUUAAGUAUCAACCCAAAACAAAACAGUUACCAAGAAGUUCAGGGAGUACAUUUGACACAGGUGUGAGGGUUAGGGACAGGAGAUCCCCCAUUUCACCGAUCAGAGAGUCCCCUGCCAGGAGCAUAUCACCAAGAGUGUCUCCAGGCCGACAGAAGUCCGAGUCACCAAGGUCAACUCCAUCUCCCAGGCAAACUCCAGACAGACAGUUACAUGGAAAGUCGUCUACAGAGAGCAAGACAAGCAAGAAACCUGGCACAAAGGAAAAUGAUCCGAGGCCUAGGAGUGACAAAACAAGUAGUGAAAAAACAAAGACUGCCAAGAAGCCCAGUUUGUCAGGAAAGUUUGAUGGUGCACUUCACAAAACUUCAGGGACCAAAAAAGAUGAUCUUGAGAAAAAGCAUUUAUCACCGAGGGAUUUGAGUGAUAUCAGAAACAGGAGGCAAUCUCCAACUGGUAGUCAUGGUGAUAUUAGUGACAAAAGGUUGACUUCCUCUGGUAGGCAGAGGGAUUCUGAUAACAGUAGACUUAGUCCCAACUUCGAUGGUGGAGGUCGAAAACUAGUGACAAGGUUACGCCAUAUAUCCAGUGCUUCCUCUCUAGCAAAUGUUCCAGAAGCAAUUGCAGAGGAAGUGGAACCAGCUGAGCCAGAACAGAAGAGCACUAGUCAAGUAGUAGUGAAGAGGAGAAAGAAACGGGUCCAGAUUGAGGGAGAUGAAUUCAGAAGACACUCUGAACCCCUGGGAGAGGAGCUAGCAGAGGCAUUUGAUAAGUAUACACAAGAUUUUGAACAAAUGGAGUGGCAGAGAACAGGCAACAUGAGAAUGCAAGGGAGAGAAAAUGUUUUAAACUGGAAUGCUGAAUAUCCUCAAAAUAUGCCUGACAGUAUUCCAGGAUCAACAUCUGAUGGUGGACAGCAGGGAGGUGGAGGUGUCGAUUCUGAAAGUGGCAUUCAAAAAGAAAUGUUACCCACAAUACAUGUUGAAGAAUAUAAUCAUCUUGAUGUCAACAGACAUAGUCGAGAGCCCAGUGUGUAUUCAGAGACAGGGUCUACAGUGUCUGAUCCAUCGACUGUGGUGGAAACUGAGAUUGAUGAGUCUGACAGAGUUGUAUUCAUGGAAGGGGUAGAGACAUUGUCAGAUGAUGAAAAUCGAGUGUUAGAAUCUUCAAAGUUUGGAUCUAAGAGAGAUCAUGAUGUAGUUUAUGAGAAUGCAGACUUUGUGCCUGUAAAAGUUGCACGGACUGAGAGUGAUAUUAAUUUUGACAAUCAAAACAACCUGACUACCUCACAAUUUCCUGAGGGUCAGACUUGUGUUCCUCCAGACUCUGUGUCAGUGUCGUCUGAUUCGCUGGAUGACAGUAAAUCCGUAGAUUCUCUGGAAUGUCCAAGACAAAGAAUGGAAAAUGUUGAUGACGAAGACAGCCUAGAUGAUUCUUUAGAUGAAUCAGACCUACAGAAAAGUGAUACGCUGACUUCUCAGACCAGUCUAAAACUUCUCACUGACAGUACUUCCACUGAACUUUUGACCUCUUGUGAUGGGCUUGACCACUCAAAGAAUCUUGAGUCCCCAAUAAGAAGUGAUUUUGACAGUUCUCUUUCACAAUACACAACAGAAACUAGUGACCUGUCAGUUUUACCAGGAAUGAAUGGGUCUGUAGAGUCUCACGAAACAAAAUUAGCAUGUGUAAACGUCUCGUGUCAGAAAAAGGAAGAACAUCAACCAUCUGAGAAUGUGGACUCAUCUUCCAGGAGAAAUGAGAAAACCCAGGAAGCCUCUCUAGCAGAGCAAGAUUUACAUACCUUAACAAAAAUAACAGAAGUAAAAACUUCAGCUGUAACUGACAGUAUACAUUAUUCACAGCAGCCGAUUAACUUACCUAUCACAUCCCCUUCAAAUCACAAUACUUCUCCUUCAGCAUCAGAAACAAGUGCCCCAACCAUCCCCACUGAAGAUAUUCCCCAUUUAUCAUUUACAGAAGACCAUGUUUUAUCAUCUGGAACAGAAGUGGGAGUUCCAUCAUCACAAGCUACUGUUCAAGAUAAAGAUUCAGAUUCUGUGAACUCAGAGGAUUCCAUAGAAGGAAAACCAAAGAAGCUUAAUCAGAGGGAACAAGGAACAACGUCAUCGUUCACAACCGCUGAACCAUCAGUGAUAGAAUCUGACCAUAUCAGAACAGUGCAAGCAAGCCCUGUCCACCAGACCACAGAAACAGAUGAACAGGGAAAAAUGACUGAAAGUUCUUCAAUUCAGGAAACAAAUGACAACCAGCUUGAUUCAAAAAGCAAAAACAUUCCCAUCGAUCAUAUCCAAACCUCUAUCAAAGAGGAGGACAAGGUACUGGCAGGAGAUGUGUCAACUUCUGUUGAGAAAAAUGAGAAUAAAAGUGAUUCUAAUUUGAAACAAAGUGGUAAAGACUCGAACAAACGAGACACAGCUGACAAAUCGUGUGACGGCAUUGUAGUGGAACUAACAGACACAGCUUCUCAAGUAAACAUUUCGGAUCCUUCAGACAAGGAGGAUGUAACAUCAAGCAUGUCCACACAGAUAGACUUUAUGUUUCCUCCAAGCAUUGACGACACACAGGAAGUCAGCAUGGAAUUGAAGCCGGCAUCAACACAAAUUUCUUCCUCUGUGGAUGAAUUAUGUGGACCAGAAAAUGAGAAGCUAUUAUCGAUAGUUGGGAUGGACACAGAGGAGGAAUUUAGGCAGACUGUGGGGGUGUGUACCAGCCCCUCCCUUCUCUGCUCCCUGGAGGAUGGCCACAGUUGUUCUAAUGACAGCCUACAGGAAGUUAAGGAGCAGCUGCAGGAGUUACAAGAAGUCCUAGAGGGCCACAUAGGAAUGCCACCCAGGGGAGUGUACCAGGUCUCGCCCCAGUUAUCAUCUGCUCGGAGAGCAAUCCGACAACGAGCCAUGAUCCAGAGGAACGGUCGUCUGGAGAGCGGGGAAUCUGACGGCACAGAUCACUUUGCAGAAACUGCAGAAUUAGCGGCAGGUUCCCAGUCAAAGUCUUGCUCAAGACCAACAUCAGGAUCUCGACGGCGAAGACGAACUCAACUCAAACCAUACAAGAAGUCUGGGAAGUGUCCCUACUGUCACAGCUCAGAGGAAUAUCAACUGACCACAGAGAGCGAAAGCCUCAACUCUGACACAGCUGACAUCAGCAAAGGGGAGGAGUUGAGUCAGCCUGACCAAUCAACACAGGACAUAGAAAAUUCCCUCACUGAAACAGCAGAGAGAAUAUUGGAUGAAGAAGAUGCAGUAGAAAAAAGUGAAAAUGGCAAUUCAGACCAAAAAUGUUGUAACAAAAAUCAUUUAGAAAACUUUGAAAAUGCUGAUGUUAAUAAAUCUCUUCCAAGAAGUGGUUCUCUAAGCAGCUUGAAUUCAGAAGUAGAACAGUACUGUUCCGUCUUAAGAGAAAUAGAUGACAGGGAGCAAAGUAUUACAGAAGACAGCAAACAGACAAACAUGAUGACAAGUCUGACAGCAGGUGAUGGGACUGCCCAUCGUCCACAAAAACUUCGCAGUGACAUGAACUCUGCGGAUUCCUCAUAUGGAUCAGUCAGUAAAUCAGGGUCAAGGGCCGCCUCCGAGACAAGGGACAGUGAGCAGCAGACGGAUCUCUCUUCUCUAGAUACACCUUUAAUGUCUCCAUCGUCCUCUCUCCAUUCUUCACUCCGUUCUCCACGACUUGGGAUCCACCAGCUGAACAUAUCCCCAGUCAGUGUGUGGAGUUCAGAUAAGAGUUCCUCGUCCCCCAGGAAAUCUCGCGCCUCUGGAGGACUCAAUACACCAACUGGGAGGAGGACCCCAAGAAAACACAAAGAAUCCAAGUUGGAAAUGGCCUACACCGAUGUGUGGUCAACAGAGACAAUGGACCCUAAUUCUCCUCCUUCUGAAAACUGCACAACACAGGAUUCGGAUGUUUCGUCAGAGGAGGAUAAUUGUUACUCGCUGGAGACGGAGACAGUAUCACCUCAAUCUCCAUCUUCCUCGGACAGAUUCUUUGACCAUGGAAGUUUUAUUCUGGAAAGUCCUCCAAGUGGUAGAGCAGUGCCCAUUGAAUCUCCUGUCAGAUAUGAAGUGACUGUGAAAGAAGAGGAGACAAAUGUGUUCUACAAUGUGAACAAAGUGGAGUAUAAAACUUAUGGUUUGAAUUCACCUACUUUGUCAACAACGAUCCCGGAAACUAUUAACAUUAAUGUGACAAAUACAGACACUCACAGGGUGGAAAAUCGUGAUGAGUCGGUGAACCACGAAACAGUUGUGUUCAGUAGACCAGACACUGAGUCGCCAACUCACAUUAUCGUUUCUGAGAGAAAUUUUCAGGGAUUAUCUUCUGUGACCACUGACAAUGGACAUCAUGUAGAAAGUCAGGUUCUGAAUGAAUAUGGAAAUCAGUUUGUGGAUGAGAUGGGCCCUCCACUUACUGUUCAGAUAUCAGAUGAUCCUAGAGGAAUAAAGUCAUUAACUUCUCCCAUAGAAUCAGAUACUACCUCAGACUAUGGGACAAUGAUUGGUGAUGGAAGACGGGGAAACAUAUCAUUUAUGUCUGACUCGGCAGAUGAAAGCACGUCGCCAAGGUCAAAGGUUACAGAUGAAACUCAGCAACCUAACAGAUACAGUGUGGUUGGUGAACAAACAGUUCUGAAUGCAAAUGAAGAAAGCAUAGACAACAUUAGUCCAACAGUACAAGAUAUGUACUCAGUCAGUCCUCCAAUGAAAAGAAUAAGUCGACCACAAUGUUCGGAGACCUCACCUUCCUCAGAAGUUGCCUCAAAUGUUAUUCAGUCUCCUAGUGCCAUGGAUACUCUCAGGAAUCUUAUUGAAAAUCCCAUCAAAGCCACCACAGAUGACACUGAACACUCCGAUGAGUAUGAUCCCACCAGGAACUACUAUGUGGAGGAGAUUUGUGAGGAGGUGCACUCAAGCUCUAGUUCAUCUUACACAACUCCUCAACAGUCACCCCGACUUGAUGAUGGUGAGGAAACCAAACAGGCAGAGGAACCUCAAAAGAUUGCAAAGACCACUGCAAAACUAUUGAUACCAACAGUACUGAAGGACUUGCAAACAGUGUCUGUGAACACAGAUUCUCAGGAACCAAAGGCGAUACCCAGGAAGCAGACAAAAGAUGAUGGCAGUCUUCACAGAGAAUUGAAGAGAGAGCUUCAGCAGAAGUUGGCAAGUUUACAGCGCCGUGUGAGGAGUCAGAGUGACUCGGCUAUAAGUUCGGAUUACCACACGGACGGGGAUUCCACAACCGUGUCGCCCAGAGGUAGUCGUCUUUAUGAGUCUGAUAAAAUUUUGAGAUUUGGAGAACAGCUUGGACCAAUACAUGUGAUGACAAGUCAGACAGCGACCCCACAAAUACCAGCAGAGAUCCUGAAUACACAAAUACCAGCAGAGAUCCUGAAUACAAAAGCACUGGAAAUCGAGAAUAAAAGUGUCAAAAAAUCUCUAUUCAAAGACUCUGGGAAUGUAUUUGAUGAUGAAGAUAGUGGUGAUGUCGCAAAAUCUGAAGAUGACUCUAAGAAAGAAAAUGUUGAACAAGAAAUCAGCGAUGUGAAGGAGAAUAAGGCACAACAGAGGCCAAAUAUUCCAAUUGAGGUAACAUCCUCCUCAGAAGAAUCAGAUUCUGAUGUCAGUUGUGAGCGAUCUCUGUCUCCAGGAGAAAUUCUUAUUAAUGAUUAUGAAGUGCCCAGAAAGCAACAAACUGACCAAGCAGAUGAAGAACCUUAUCACAGAUACAGAAUGAUUAAAGAAAAAUCACCAUCAAUGUCAGAUGUUCCAACAGAUGAGUAUGAAGAAAUCCGAAGAUCUAUGUCUGAAGCCUGCAUGGAUCAGUAUGAAGAAAUGAAGGAUGAGCAUGACAACAGCUCGAAUGACAGCAUUGUAUUCGUGUUUAUGGGUCAAUCGCACAGCAAAGACAGCAUGGAACAACUGAAGUCUUUCACAUCAAAACAACCAGAGUACAAUAUUCUGAGCAGUAAUGAAGUAUUAGAAGACCAGGGCAAUGAGAGUGAUGACGAUAAUAGAAGCUCAAACAAAGACUCUGUCAUACAAAAUGAGGAUGACUUUGAUAGUUGUGAAAAUUGGGAAAGAAGGCCAAGGAGCUACACAGACAAUGAAGAUGACAAACCCCUGAGGCACAAAUAUGGCAUUGAUGAAAAUGUCCUUCCCAUUCCUACUCGCUCAAUGUCUUCUGACAAUUUACCGAAACAAAGUCUGAGUCAGCACCAGAUUCAUAGGUCAAGGUCUGCCAGUUUGCUAGAGGUGAACACCAGGAUAGACAUGGCUGAUGAUUCCAGCAACAAUGAAGGCAUCUUCCCGCCCUGUGUUGAAACAAGCGAGAGGGAGUCACAGAACACAUCGGAUGUCAAGGACACCUCAACUUCAGCGGAGAUCGGGGACAGUGAUUUCUCACUCACAGAACUAGAGACACCUCGAACGGGAGAAAUUUUAUCGGAUGACAUGCAGUACUCUCGAUUCCCUAACCACCAUGAACAUCCAAGUAGCACUCAUCAACACACUGGUUAUAACUCAACAAUGCGGCACAGAGAUGACAACAGACAUAUAGAACCUGUGUCCCAAGGCACGGUGGAGUUUGGAACUCAGACUGAAGCCCCUUUGCCAACACAUGUUAAAGGUAACAGAGUCCUUCCUGGUUUAGAUUCUCCAUACAGAGCAAAGAGCACAGAAGAGUUGACUCGAGCACAUCCAGUAGAACUACACCUCUCUGAGGACACAGAGACUUGGCAAAAUUUAUCUUCUAUUGUCAUAGAGAACAAUGCUCGUCUUCAGAAUUUACAGAACAGAUUGCCAGGAGAGUAUCAAUGCAGAUCUGUUGAGAUUUCCACACAGAGAGAUGACACAACACAAACUACCACCUCACUUCAGGACUUGGAGACCUCCAGCACACAGACCGAUAUCAGCUUUCUAACUCUGGUGUUAUCUGACACUCAGACAACUGACCUCCUACCCAGUGAUCUCACAGAGGUGGAUGGAAAUAUCGUAUCUGAAAAACAGAGACCAGUGAGAGAAUCUGUGGACUAUUUUGAUAGACUGAGUCGUGAGCCAUCACCUGUGAAACAAGAAAUGAAGAAAUCAGGGCCAACGGAAAAUGUGAGUCAGCCAGUGCAAACGAACCCAAGUGAUGAAAUUACAGAAAAGGAAUAUAAACUAGAAACUCAAUAUAGCUCUCCUAACCUAAGUGCUAACAAUAGCGAGAUGGAAAAACUGAAAGAGGAGCAUGAUAAGAUGAUGAAGAAGCUCAAAAUGGCUACAGAGAACAGGAAACAAGUGACAGAAAAGCUCAGGCAAGAGAAGAAGCCCCAGGAUGGAGUUCAUGAAGAAUUUGUUGCUGAAAAGGCGAACCAACAACACAGCUUCCCACCCACAUUGAAUCUUCAGUCUUCAACAUCAGUCAAAAAGACAAAUCAGGAUACAAAAGAGGAUAAAGAUAUUUCAAUAAACGGAAUGAAACAAAAGAAUGCAUCCACCAACCAAAAUGAUGGAUUGACAAUGCCUGGUAACAUUGAGACAGUGGAGGAUGUCCUCAGUGAUGAUGAAGGCUGUAUAACACCACCCACCUCACCAGUAACCAUAGAAACCGAAAUUCCAUCACAAGACAUCAGUGUCCCGCUCAGGUCAAGGUUACAACAUCUGAGUACAGAGACACCUUAUCACACAAUGGUAAAUGGAAGUGCAGAAUCCUCUGAAAAGGAUUACCAGAAUGGAGGGCCCAACCUAAAGCUUGACCUGUCUGCCAUUACUGGUGAACCCGAUUCACAGCCAAUUACAGGACUGAACAAUGAUCAGAUAAAGCAAAAGCUAGAUAAACUUCAUAAAGAAAGGGUCCAGGUGAUCGAGUUGCUAUCUCUGAACUACCUCCCAGCCAGUUUCACUAUAGAACUGUUGGAAGCCAAGCUUAACUACUGUAUAGGUCAGACUGACCUUCUGUUGAAGUCAUUGGAUGAGCAAUGGGACAGUGAUGAAGAGAGAGGAAAUACAAUACACCAGCCACAUCUCACUCGGGAGUACAUCUCUAUGUACAGGGAGGAGUUGCAGCAGUCAAAGACAGACGUAGAAAUUUGUCGUGAGAGGUUGGAGAGAAAGCAAGGAACAGGCCGAGGCAGGACAAAGGGUAGAAACCAAGAUUUCUCGAGAAUGAAAAGGAAUGCUGAAAUAGAGGCCUUCAAAGUGGAGAGGAUGCUGGAACUCCAGAAUUACCAAAGGUCUAGAACACUACAUACCCUAAACAAUUCCUUCCAUGGAUCUCCUCCAGAAAGAAGCUCCAGAAGUGUUAGUCCUACAUCAUCUGUUCAUUCCUCAUCACAGUACAUGACUCCAAAACAACACAGAGAUCACCUGGUGCACCUCCGUAAAGAGCUCGUUAAGCAUACAGAGAGUCCCGAGUACCUGGAUAGGGUCAGUAGGUCAAGUUCUCCAUCACUCCAUCACAGAACAACAUCACAUCCCAGCCCUAGACUUCACCACGACUACCUCUCACCAAGGUCAUUAAGUACUCAGGACCACCUUCAUGACUUAGAAUCUUAUAGACAUGACUACUACUCAACGUAUUCACCUCGAGAUUCUGCCCAUUCCUCCAGGCCUCCCAACCACAACAGACAGCUGACCUUCUCUCCUAAGAUUGCCUUCUCUGUGGCAGAUGAGCUACCAUCGUCUGUGGAUUAUGGCUACAGCACCUAUCUUGUACCUCCUCAGACCAGGGAGAGGGACUCCCCCCGUAGUAUUUCCUCGGAUGCCAGACCCCCCAGUAAUACUCUGUACUCUCCUACUCAGCUGUCCACUGGGUCUAUUUCACCGGAGCCCAGAGAGCCAAGAUUUCGACCGCUGAGUGACCAGUCACUGGACUAUCAGCCAGAUUCCAGGAACUACUACUCGGGCAGCGAGAGUCGACAGCUGUUACACGAGAUAGAACAGAUUCGUUUACAAAACAGGGCUGAGAUCAGGAGGGCUCAACACAUACUGGACUCUUACAGCAAAAAGAAAUCUAAUAUCAGGGAGGCCCACAUGAGUGCUGAACGCCUGAGUUCAACACCCAGAUGUCAUUACUCUUCCUACAGCGACUACGCCUCUGAUCUGCUGGACGCCAGACAUCGCAGCAUAUCAGGCACAAUGUCAGGAACUUACGAACUGUACGACGAAGAAGUCAGCGGUUUAACGGCGCGCCACAGACCUCCGUCUCCAAUGUCUGUAGUGUACGAUGUUGAGCCAUAUCAUGGCUUUGAUCCACACAAAAUUCGGCCAAUCCGAUCCACCGAUAUUAAGGCAAAGCUAAAACGCAGUCAUACAACCCGAAGGUGACACGCUCAGGAACCCUGGAUGAAUUGCUUAUCUGUGAUAUUUUAUAUUGGUGCCAAAGACGUACAAUACUUUCAUUUAUUCAUUUGAUUCAUGUGUUUUUAUGUAUAUUCUCUUCUGUUGGAUUUGAUGGUGUAUAGAAGAGAGGAGAGAGCAUUUGACGAAUCGGUGGUGAUGAAAGCUCUCAGAGGAUAGGUUUAGGAGUGGUGCAGGCAUCUUGGUGAAGAGAGCUUUCCUUUUUUUCUGUGGAGUCCUCUCUACUUUGAGUAAAGAUUGAUGAGUAUUAGAAGUAUUUGAUUGUGAUGCUUUGGAUAUUAAUGGUGCUAUAUGGAUUGAGCGGCCGAUCAGGAUGAUGUUGUCAAUCCUCCACUGCUUCGAAAAUAUUAAUGCAUUGUUAAUGAUUAAUGUGUUUUGAUAAACCUUGACUAUAUUUUAUUGUAUUGAGUUGAUAGAGUGUUAUGUAUUUGGGAUACUAGUAUUUUGAAUCUCAUGGGAGAAUCUUCGAUUUUUAUGCCCUCGUAAUCAGAGAUUCAGGGGCAUACAGGUUUGGGUUUUUUUUAAACUCUAGGAGUAUUUAAUUUGUUAUUGUAAAUCAUUGUUUAGAUAGGUGUUUCAGAUUUUUACUUGAUAUUUAUUUUGUGAUGUUUGUGAUUCCUUCCAGAAAUCCUAUGAACUGUAUCUAGUCAACCCGUGUUAACUUAUAGUUUUUAAGACUUAAAAGUUCAUUGUAUUUAAAUUAUAGUCAAUGUCCUGUCAUCCAAGUCAUGCUCUGUGAUUGAUUAUGGAAUGUAAUUAUCAGAUCAUGUCGUUUUCAUGAAAGUUUGUGGUACAUGUAUUAUUUCAAUCUUGUUGAUUAAUGAGCAUUUUGAUAAUAUUGAUUUUUGUUGCUUUGCUAUUUUUGGCAGCUUCUGUUUGCCGUCCAUACAAACCUUCCAGUCUUUAAAAUUUUAAGUAAUGUAUUAUCAAGUAUAUAUUUGCUAGGGCAUUGUCAUUCAUAAAUAUUUAUUUUGUUUACAUUAUCUCAUUGGGUAUUCUACUGCAUAUAAGUGUGGAAAUAUAUCAGUCGAUAGAAAAUUUUAUGCAACUAGUAUUUUAUAUAUAAGUCAAUAGAAGCAAGGGAUUUAUGUUACAGAUUUGAUAUAUAUUAUACGAGUAUGAUAGAAAGGAAAUAAAAUUAUACAUGUAUUUUAUAAAAUUACAGAAUUAGGUAUUACUACCAUAUUAGGGAGACAUGUUUCUCUUUUCUUUCGGAUGAAUAUAAAAUCAAUUUGUUAUAGUGCAUAAUGAAGGAAUUCUCUACAGUAAAAUGUUUUACAAGCCGAGUUUUGUCUUGCAACAUUGUUCCUACUCUUAGGACAAAUAAGAUGUUUAUUGUGUUAUGUGUGCAUGUUGACAGGUUUUGCAUGGUACGGACAUGAAGGUGAAAGCUAGUACACUGUCUUUGUGGUGUUAUGGUAUUUAUAGGGAGAAUGGAUUUUUUUUUAAUUCUCAAACUGUAAUGUCAUGAACACCAUUAACAAAACUUCACCAAAAUAUAUUUAAUUUUGUGUGAAAAUAUAGAUACAAGUUAUUAAACAAUGAAAACAAUAAAA